Molecule: messenger RNA, 1238 nt
Organism: Alosa sapidissima (American shad)
Lineage: Eukaryota; Metazoa; Chordata; Actinopteri; Clupeiformes; Clupeidae
Product: Krueppel-like factor 5
Exons: 3
Coding region: 243-1238 (331 amino acids)
Source: RefSeq, a predicted model, not a curated record
ACAGUUUCCCAGCGCUGUAGGUGUAGCUCUCUCGAUCGGAGAGCGGCCCGCCCCGCCCUUAAUCAAGCGAAGCCUACAAAUCUUUGUAGAGCAGCGAGGACGGGAGGACAGACGGGACAGCCAUUCAAGCGAGAACACCUCCGUCCACGCCGUCAUUCCAUGCACCCCUUGUACGUCCCUUCUGUUGUACCGUGUUCUCAGCUUAUUUUCGCGGCCGGUAGCACCGGAGGUACAGGGCGUUUAUGGCCGCCACGCUUCUAACGAUGAGCGCUGGGCUUGCUCCAGGACCAGAUGAGUUUUACACUCUCCUAAAACCAUCGCUGUCGGACGCUUUCCUAGACGAUUCAUCUCUGUUCCCCUUUGAUGGCAAGAAUAAUGACACGGAUAGGACUAUAUCGGGCGAUUACUCUCAGGCUAAGCUGGAGAUGGAUAAGUAUCUGACCCCUGAGGCUCACCUCCUUCACGACGGCAGGAAGUCUCGCCGGGAGAGCGCGUCGACGGUCGACCAGUACUUCGGCGAUGACCAGGGCUCUCCCUACAGCAUCAACAUGAACGUGUACCUGCCCGACCUGGCCUACCUGCGCACCGGCCUGUGCCGGCCCUCAUCCCGCCAGCCCACCUGUGCCCAGGUGAAGACCGAGCCCAGUGCCCGCCCCGUGUUUGCUCAGCCCAACUGCCCGGCGCCCCCCCCUCCGCCCGCCCUGCCAGACUUCACCAGCGUGUUCAGCUCGGCGACGGGCAGCGUUGGCACAGGAACGGGCAGUGUAGCGAGCGGCCCAGUCGAGGCCCCGUCGGGCGGUGUGUACAUCAAGCAGGAGAUGCCCUCGUUCGAGCUGCCGCAGGAUGGGCCUCUCUUCCAGCUGCUGACCUCUGACCUGGACCUGCCCAUGCAGCACGGUCACCCGGGCGACCAGCCGGCCGACGCCCACAGUCACUCCCACAGUCACUCCCACGGCCAUGCCCACAUGCUCUCGCCCACCUUUGACAUCCACAUGGGCACAGGUGGCACGGGCGGCUUCGCCAUGCCCUAUGCCCAGCCCCUGUCCGGCGCCCUGCCCCAGCCCAAAGCCCCCUACCUGCCCCCCUCGCCCCCCUGUUCGGAGCCUGGCAGUCCUGACCGCCACAAAGAGCUCCUGCACAACAUGACCCCGCCACCCUCGUACGCCGCCACAAUCGCCUCCAAGAUGGCCUCCCACGGCCCGGCGUCGGGACCUGCCACGCCCAUGGAUCUGAAUUGA